Eucalyptus grandis is the source of this 2851-nucleotide messenger RNA. RefSeq names its product beta-1,3-galactosyltransferase GALT1. Lineage: Eukaryota; Viridiplantae; Streptophyta; Magnoliopsida; Myrtales; Myrtaceae. The record is from RefSeq and is a predicted model, not a curated record. Gene Ontology annotation, molecular function: carbohydrate binding; UDP-galactose:N-glycan beta-1,3-galactosyltransferase activity. Bases 627 to 2516 code for a protein of 629 amino acids. The transcript is spliced from 9 exons. Gene Ontology annotation, cellular component: Golgi membrane.
UCUUUCUCUGGAACACAGCGAGGAAUUGGUAAAGCGAAAAAGAGAGGGCCGGAGAAAAGAAAAGAAGGCGACCGGAGGAGAGAGAAAGAAGAGAGAGAGAGAGAGAGGGAUUUGGUACAGUGCGAGAAAGCUCCUUGCUUUGUCAAAGAUGUUGAACAGUGAUUCAGUGCUCUCCUCUCUUUCUGCCUCCACCGUCAUUGCUCUUUGCGCGUAGACUUUUCAAUUUUUCCUGGCGUCCGCAGUACGGCGAGCGGGCGUAGAUCCCUGACUCCUCCUCUCCUUCGCUCUCUCUCCCUCCGUUAUCGUCCCAUGCGCUCGCAGUAGAGCUGCGGAGCCGCCGUGAUUCCGGUGGCCGCGCCGGUGCCGAAUCGGGGGUCGCCGCUCGCUCGUGCGAUCUCCGGCGGAUUCCCCGUUUUUUUUCUUUCUUUUUUUGGGCCGCCGCCGCCGCCGCUGCUGCUGCUAAGAGCUUGCAGAAAUCGUUGAUAACUGGACCCUAGUCAUCGGUUUUGCACCUUCUAGAAUUCUAUCCCGAAAAAUGUCAUUGUUCCUGCUAUAAUGGAAAGAUGUGCAACAGCUGCAUCUUGAGAACAGAGACAUAUCCAUAUUUUUGCUUGCGUUGAAGAAAGAUGAAGAAAUGGUACGCUGGUGUUUUGGUUGCGUCUCUUUUCAUGUUACUUGUCCUAAGAUUUAUGGUCUCGAACAAUCCCAUGGGGCAAGGCUAUCUGUCUAAUCCAUUCUCCUCAAAUGCAAGUAAUCCUCUUGAGUGGGUGCGUGCUACCACUCCACCUAUCAUUCAAAGUCCAGUGAACAAAUCUGUUGUUAUCUCCACUGAAACAAUGGUCUCGAGUCUUUUUGCUGAAAGGAAUAUAUCUACUGAAGAGCGGCAAUCUCUCUUGUCAUGGCAUCAUUUGAGGCAUUUAAUAGAUAAAGCUCAAGAAUUACCUAAUGGUUUAGAGGCUAUAAAACAAGCUGAGAAUGCAUGGAGUAGCCUCAUGUUCUCAGUGGAAGAGGAAAGGCUCGCCUCUAGCAAUGACACUUCACGAAGGAGGACAAAUGAGAAACAAUGUCCUCAUUUCCUUAACAGAAUGAAUGCUACGGAGCUUGGUAAUGAGGGCUUCAGGCUGCGAGUUCCUUGUGGCCUUACCCAGGGCUCUUCCAUUACAAUUAUUGGCAUCCCAGUUGGUCUUCUCGGCAACUUUCGGAUUGACUUAACUGGGGAACCACUUCCUGGAGAGCCCGAGCCACCCGUUAUUUUGCACUAUAAUGUAAGGCUUCAUGGAGAUAAGAUCACUGAAAAUCCAGUUAUUGUCCAAAAUACCUGGACUCUUGCUCAUGAUUGGGGUGAAGAGGAACGCUGUCCAUCCCCAUCUCCAGAAAAGAAUAAGAAAGUCGAUGAGUUGGACCAGUGCAACAAGAUGGUGGGUAAUGAUGAUAAUCGCGCACGUUCGAACAUUUCAAAACUGAAUCCAAGCAGGAUAUCUACAUCUGGAAAAUAUUUUCCCUUUAAGCAAGGUUAUUUGUCUGUUGCAACACUUAGGGUUGGAUCAGAAGGGAUCCAAAUGACUGUUGAUGGAAAGCACAUAACAUCAUUUGCUUAUCGUGAAACUCUGGAGCCCUGGCUUGUAAGUGAAGUUAAAAUCUCUGGGGAUCUUAAACUGAUUUCAGUUGUUGCCAGUGGUUUACCCACAUCAGAGGAUUCGGACCAUACUACUGAUUUGGAGUCACUCAAAUCGGUUCCUCUUCCUCAAGAGAAGCAAUUAGAUCUCUUCAUUGGUGUGUUUUCAACAGCAAACAAUUUUAAGCGUCGCAUGGCUGUUAGGAGAACAUGGAUGCAAUACUCAGCUGUGCGCUCAGGGGCAGUAGCGGUGCGCUUUUUUGUUGGUUUGCACAAGAACCAGAUAGUGAAUGAGGAACUUUGGAACGAGGCAAGAACAUAUGGAGAUGUACAGCUGAUGCCCUUUGUGGACUACUACAAUCUCAUAACAUGGAAAACCCUUGCCAUCUGCAUCUUUGGGACGAAGGUUCAUGUGGCCAAGUAUAUAAUGAAGACUGAUGAUGAUGCAUUUGUUCGCGUGGAUGAAGUGCUGGCUUCUCUAAGUAGGAUAAAAGCAAAAAAGGGGCUGCUGUAUGGACUCAUCAACUCUGAUUCUCGACCUCAUCGAAGUACGGAUAGCAAGUGGUAUAUCAGCCACGAGGAAUGGCCUGAAGAUUCUUAUCCUCCUUGGGCACAUGGGCCGGGGUAUGUGGUGUCCCAUGACAUUGCAUCUGCUGUCCAUAAGAAAUAUCAAGAUGGCCAAUUGAAGAUGUUUAAGUUGGAAGAUGUGGCGAUGGGGAUCUGGAUUGCUGAUAUGAAGAAGAGUGGCACGAAGGUACACUACGAGAACGAAGGGAGGGUCUAUAACGAGGGUUGCAAGGAUGGUUAUGUGGUUGCCCACUACCAAGGCCCGCGAGAGAUGCUCUGCCUAUGGCAGAAACUUCAAGAGGCCAAACGUGCCACGUGUUGCGGAGAUCGGUAGACUCUUUACAGUAUCUGAAGCUGCACAAUGAGCGAGAAUGACAUCUCAGUGAAAGGCUCAUUGCGUGGAAAAUAGGAGAGGUGUUUCCUCCACUUAAUUCUCCUCCAAUUUUGUUUAUUCUUUUCCCCGACUACAUUGUAUAGUUAGUAUUCUGUGUGGUCCAUGUGGGUUACGAGUUGAUCACCGCAGAGAGCGAGAGCGAGAGAGGGAGAGAGGGAGAUGGAGGGAGGUGAUUGUACAGGGUUAGUCAUAGGUGAUUACCGGGCUACCACGGCUUACCUAGAGGUUGACAAACAUUAGAUACCUAUCAAAUUAAUAGCAUUCUUUUUGCUCUA